Tribolium madens (black flour beetle) is the source of this 988-nucleotide messenger RNA. Its product is annotated as brachyurin-like. The record is from RefSeq and is a predicted model, not a curated record. NCBI's taxonomy places the organism in Eukaryota, Metazoa, Arthropoda, Insecta, Coleoptera, Tenebrionidae. The transcript is spliced from 5 exons. Gene Ontology annotation, molecular function: serine-type endopeptidase activity. The coding region runs from base 112 to 948 and encodes 278 amino acids. Gene Ontology annotation, biological process: proteolysis.
CUAUCUUCAGACGUCAACUCCAAAAUUUCUAUAACCACUUGAGAUAAAAUCAAGGCCCACUUAAACCCUUCCUAUAUAAAUAAGUGCCAAAAAUAAUGAUAAGCAACAAACAUGAAGCUCAUCAUCUGUGUCGUUCUUAGUGUGGCUUUGGCUCAAGCCAGCCAACUCAAACCAGCCCACGUGAAACCCCUCUUCCCUGCACGAAGACCAGUCAACUUCAAACCCGGUGUUAGAAUCACCGGAGGAAAUGAAGUAGUACCACACUCCUUGCCGUACCAAGUGGGUCUCCUCAUUCCCACAGAUGAAGGUACUGCUUUCUGCGGUGGUUCUCUCCUUUCGCCGACUACGGUACUCACAGCGGCCCAUUGUGGGGAAUUGUCCAAAAACAUUGAGAUCGUGUUAGGGGCCCACAAAAUCCGGGAGGCAGAACCAGAACAAAUCAGAGUUAACAGCAGCGAAGUUAUGGUUCACCCAAAAUGGGACCGAUUGACUCUUCAAAACGAUCUUGCCAUUCUUCGAAUUCCUGAAGGAGUCGUCGAACUUAAUGACAACAUCAAGACGGUACCACUCCCAUCUCGCGCUGAUGCCGAAAAGGACUAUUUGGAUGACCUCGCCACUGCCAGUGGGUGGGGAAAAGACUCCGAUAAGGCCGAAAGCAUCAGUGAAGUUCUCCGAUCUGUCCAAGUUCCAGUGGGGGAAAACGGUGUUUGCAAUUUGUACUACUUGGGGGUGAUUCAAGACACACAUCUUUGUGCCCAUGGAGAUGAUGGUAAAUCGACGUGCAGUGGGGAUUCGGGUGGCCCAUUGGUGGCCUCCACCGGCGAAUUGAUUGGUGUCACCUCGUUUGGUAUUUCGUUCGGGUGUGAAAUUGGAUGGCCCUCUGUGUACACGCGAGUCACCAAAUAUUUGGACUGGAUUGCAGAGAAUUCCGAUGUUGUAGUUAAUUAAAAAUUGUAGAAAACAAUAAAUAAAUUGAUAUAAACAAUUA